AUGUCCCACUAUAGGGAUUUGAAAUUUACACCCACCUCAUACUUACAGCACGUAAAAUUUCAAGCUUCCUUCUUUGAGUAUCUUGUAUUUCUCGUCCCGACAAAUUGGAAACCUAACGACGAUAUCCUCCGCACUAUGCUGAUUGUUAAAAGCAAACACAAGCUUCAACCAAAAUGCGACAUAACACUCAUAAAAAAUGCUUUACGUUGA
Molecule: messenger RNA, 210 nt
Organism: Clunio marinus
Lineage: Eukaryota; Metazoa; Arthropoda; Insecta; Diptera; Chironomidae
Source: the annotation of a GenBank genome assembly